Messenger RNA from Sphaerulina musiva SO2202, 1738 nucleotides. Its product is annotated as acetolactate synthase. Gene Ontology annotation, biological process: butanediol metabolic process; L-valine biosynthetic process. Gene Ontology annotation, cellular component: acetolactate synthase complex. Bases 1 to 1683 code for a protein of 560 amino acids. Gene Ontology annotation, molecular function: magnesium ion binding; acetolactate synthase activity; thiamine pyrophosphate binding. Lineage: Eukaryota; Fungi; Ascomycota; Dothideomycetes; Mycosphaerellales; Mycosphaerellaceae. The record is from RefSeq and is a predicted model, not a curated record. The transcript is spliced from 6 exons.
AUGGCCGAGCAGCAAGUCUCCAAGAUCAUCGUCGAGAGCUUGAACAACGCCGGCGUCAAGGUGGUCUUCGGUAUCCCCGGGGCGAAGGUCGAUGCCGUCUUCGACACCUUGUCCGAUCAUCCCGAGAUCAAACUUGUCGUGUGCAGACAUGAGCAGAAUGCAGCUUUCAUGGCCGCAGCAGUCGGCCGCAUCACAGGCACACCCGGCGUUUGUAUAGCUACAUCAGGCCCAGGAGCGGGCAAUCUCACCACUGGCCUCGUGACAGCCACGACGGAGGGAGAUCCCGUGGUGGCCAUUGUCGGUAGUGUGCCGAGACUACUCAGUACAAAGCACACUCAUCAGAGCAUGAAAGCUCUGGACAUCCUGAGACCGACGGCAAAGUCGGCCACAAAUAUCGACGUCGAAGAUCAGGCGGCAGAAGUGGUGCUAGCAGCCUUCAGGACUGCCAAUGGCAAUCCGAGGGGAAGCGCUGUGGUGUCUUUGCCCAUGGAUGUAGCAGCAGGGAAGAGCAAGAUCACGGCAUUCCCAAGCUCGGCUUUCACGCCUCCUCUUUAUGGGGCAUCUCCUACAGCAGAUAUCGCCACGGUGGCAAAGAUGAUCGAUAAUGCGAAACUUCCAGUCUUCUUCCUGGGCCAGAGAGCUUCCAGUGCCAUUGUUGUGGGCGCUGUUCGUCAGUUCCUGCGAAGACAUCCCAUUGCCGUGGUAGAGACUUUCCAAGCAGCGGGCGCAGUCCCAGAAGAUCUUGCAGAUACAGUCUUCUUCGGCAGAGUUGGACUUUUCAGAAAUCAGACGGGAGACAGGCUACUUGCCAAGUCAGACCUCAUCAUAUGUCUUGGCUAUGAUCCGACUGAAUAUGACGCAAGCGCCUGGAACCCUCAUGCCAAUCUCAAUAUUGUUCAUGUGGACUACACUUCGUGUGACUAUGGAGCAUACUACCACCCUGAUAUCGAGCUCCUUGGAUCUGUGAGACAAAACAUCCUCGCGCUUGGUGACGCUGUCCAGAACGUCACAGACCCAGCGAAAGAUGAGUUCUGCAAAGGAUUGACGCAAGAACUCCGAUCCUGGAGCAAGGAAAUCACAAACUUCAAGAGCUCCAAUGGAUUUGUCCAUCCUUUGCAGUUCAUCGCGGCGCUGCAGAAACGUGUGUCGAAAGACACUACAGUCUGCGUUGAUGUCGGCACGGUAUACAUAUACAUGAUGCGCUACUUCUUCGCCUACGAACCUCGAAAAUUGCUCUGCAGUAACGGUCAGCAGACCCUUGGAGUAGGACUUCCAUGGGCCAUCGCAGCUUCUCUGAUCCAAGAACCUCCUUGUUCGCAAAAGGUCAUCUCCAUCAGUGGCGACGGAGGGUUCAUGUUCUCAUCCCAAGAGCUCUCUACCGCAGUCUUACAAGGCUGCAACAUUACGCACUUCAUCUGGAACGAUGAGGCUUACAAUAUGGUGGAAUUCCAAGAAGAAAUGAAGUACAAUCGCAGCUCAGGCAUCAAACUGGGAGGAAUUGAUUUCGCCAAGUAUGCGGAAGCGUUUGGAGGAAAAGGCUUCCGGAUCAACAGCUCCUCUGAAAUUGAAACGGUCAUGGAACAGGCUCUUGCGCAUAAGGGAGUAAGCCUUGUGGAUGUGCGCAUCGACUAUUCGAAGGUCAAAGACUUGGCUGCCGGACUUAUCCAGGAUUCGGUGGGCUGAACAAGGAACCAAUGGAAGGCGGAAGGAGAUGUUGAGAUGGUAUAGAAUCACAAAG